Molecule: messenger RNA, 1296 nt
Organism: Sungouiella intermedia
Lineage: Eukaryota; Fungi; Ascomycota; Pichiomycetes; Serinales; Metschnikowiaceae
Source: the annotation of a GenBank genome assembly
AUGGCUCCAGAACUCCCUGGGUUUAUCUUCGACCCCGUGAAAAAGAAAUAUUUCCGUGUAACGAAUGGAGACCAACGAUACAAUUCUGGUUAUACCAAUAACUCUGUUCGAGCUAAUAAGAGACGACAACGAUCGAAUAGACCACAAAAUAUCGGAGUCAGCCAAGGUGCUGAAUUGCUGAAGUACUUCCCAUCAGACUAUUCAGAUUUGCUAGUCAAUGUUAAGUUGGGCCUUUAUUGUAUACCCAGUGGCUGGCCACUUCUUCUUGGGCUCCAGCAGUGCACGCAUAUCUCCACAAUACUUGACAAGAAAGCUUGGUUGCUGGAGGAUGGGAUAUGGCUCUUACGGAUUGAGGACAACCAGCUUGUUAAAGAUAACUUUCAAGAUUAUCUUGAUGGCUCUUUAGCCACACAUCGUGCCGUCGGUCAUGUCUCUAGAAUGGAUGCCAUUGAGUUUGUAAGCUAUGUUCACGGCUUGACCAGCAUCGUCUACAAGGACAGUGAGGAAAUCGGGGCAGCGAUGGUUCUGGAAAACCAAACGGCUCUUCAUUCAGUCUCUCGAACUUCAGGAGGCCACGAUCGUUCUCCAUUCAAUGCAUGUCUUUGUGAAGAAGGCUUAAUUGUUGCAAAAGGUGGGAAGCUAUUACUAAAGGAGCCAUCGGGAUCGGUCCGCCCUUGGAACCGUGUCACCAACAAUCAGACUACUGUGGAUCAUAUGUGCUAUUUAAAUGGAGUUUUGGCGAUGGCUGGAGCAAAAAAGGUCAAUAUCUUCAGGAAAGGUAAUCGGUAUAGUCAUUCCUUGCGGGUUGAAAAUCAUGUGCAUCGAGUUUUCCUAGACGAAGUUGGCGUAUAUCCCAGUUACAGAAAUUCAAAACGGGAUGGAGCCUCUUCAUCCCAUCAUUCUUCACAUGAAAUGCCGCAUUUGGCUCAUCUGAGAUACAUGAGACUCACAGUCGUCACCACUAACUCGAUUUACUUCUACGUGUUGGAUCUACUGCAACCACGUUCAAAGGUCAAAGAACAAUUCACGAUAAGCGAAUCUGAGUGCAUGAAAUUGCAAGUAUCGAACUUCAACAACGCAGAUCCCAUAGUACUAAAGAUGGGUGAUCAAUUGCUAAUUGAAGUACAUGAAGAACAGUUCACAUGGAUAGAUUUGCAAACACAGAGAAAGAAAAACGUGGCACUACCGUGCUUCACAAAUGCUAGAAAGGAUAGAAGUGGGUGGAGCCGCAGUCGACUCCUCAUCUUCAAUAACAGGUACUUCAUUCAGGCAGAAGGUAUCUACGAGCUCACAUAG